AUGACGAUCUACUCCUCGCAUGUUCACAGAGGCGUUGACGCGGCUGUUCGCCACAAGAAACGGCGAAGGCGCGAUCAGGACGCCGAAACUCCGACGCAUGAAGCUUGUAGCACCGCUGAUGGCGCGGAGACAAAGAAGAUGAAAAAGCAGGCCAUUUGCUCCAGCACGGGAAAGUCUGGAGGGGCGCUCGCAAAGAAGUCCUCGAAAAAGCACUCUCGCGACGCGCGGGCCGCCACCGCCGAGGCUGAGGAAGGCGACACUUCGAAGGAUAAUACCCGAGUGGGCAGCCGAGCCCUCAAUGAGGAUGCUAGUCCCGUCUGCGCAACGAAGGCACGCAGGGGGCAAAUGCAUGAGUCGGAAGAAAACUGUGCCAACCGAGACGAGGCUUCACUUCACGAGAGCGAGCAGGACGACAGUGAUGCGUUCGAAGCGGAGGACGCAGACGCGCCGCUCGGUGAAGAGGCGAAAGACAAGCCCUUUACAAAGAGAAAGCGGAAACGGCGGGAAUGCUGGACGAUUGAACAGGUGCGUGAAAGGAUGGCAGAGCUAGUGGCGGAACUCGAAAAACGCGAUGAACUUACAAAGUCCAGGUUGAAGCGAAUUCGCGCACGACUCGCAGUGCUGGCGAAGGCCGAGCGUGGUGAGAUCGAAGUCGGGGGCCAGAUUGAAAAGGCGAAGAAAAAGAAGAAGAGAUCCGCAGAUCGCAGCGAGGGGGAGGGCGAGAAGCGGAAGAAGCCCCCAGGAGGAAGGCGCGACUCGAGCAAGUCAUCGCGGAAGCUUACCGGAUCUCAGAAGAAAAAGCUAAACAAGAUCUGUCUUCGCUGUCGCGAGAAAGGCCAUGUCCUCGAGAACUGCCCUCUGGCGACGGCGACCGGUCCGAACUCGGCUUCUCCCGACGCCGCAGCGAAGGAGGGUGAGGCGAAGGCUCGCCCGAUGAUGAGUGGCGUUUGCUUCAAUUGUGGCGCGACCGACCACACGCUGAAAAACUGCAAAAAGAAACGGAAACCCGACGGAUCUUUGCCUUUCGCACUCUGCUUUAUCUGCGGCGCGAAGGGCCACCUUUCGGCCGGCUGCCCCCAGUCUACAACAGGAAAAUACCCAAAAGGCGGCUGUUGCCGCACGUGCGGAUCAAUUUAUCACCUCCAGAUCGAAUGUCCCGAGUUCCAAAAGCAGCAGAAAGAGCUUGCUGAUCAGAAAAAACUGGGGGGCGCGUCUGGAGGUUCGCGUAGUAGGCCUGACGGCGGGAAGGAGCACUCUGGAGAUCGACUGAAACCACGCAGUUUCAGUGGGAAUAAGGCUGAACGGAAGACGCCACAAAGGACACGGGAGGCCGAUCCAGACGAGUACUGGCAGAACGCAUAG
Molecule: messenger RNA, 1362 nt
Organism: Besnoitia besnoiti
Lineage: Eukaryota; Apicomplexa; Conoidasida; Eucoccidiorida; Sarcocystidae
Product: zinc knuckle domain-containing protein
Exons: 5
Coding region: 1-1362 (453 amino acids)
Molecular function (GO): nucleic acid binding; zinc ion binding
Source: RefSeq, a predicted model, not a curated record